AUGGCACUGAUGAAGAAGAGUCUCUUUGCUCUUCUCCUCUCAUCACCAAUCCUUAUCAUUUGUCUUAUUGCAUUGCUCGCUGAUCCGGUUUCUGUAGGAGCUCGCCGGUUAGUGGAGGAGAUUCCUAAACUGGAGAUACCAAAAUUACCUGAACUACCUCACCCGGAGCUACCAAAAUUUGAAGUUCCCAAGUUGCCAGAGCUCCCUAAACCAGAGAUACCUAAGUUACCUGAGUUCCCAAAGCCUGAGUUACCAAAAAUGCCAGAGAUUCCUAAGCCUGAACUGCAUAAGUUCCCAGAGAUUCCCAAGCCUGAGUUGCCCAAGUUUCCAGAGAUUUCUAAACCUGAAUUGCCAAAGAUGCCAGAGGUUACAAAACCUGAGAUGCCCAAGUUGAUGGAGACUCCAAAGCCUGAGGCUCCUAAGUUGCCAGAGGUUCCUAAGCCUGAGAUGCCAAAGGUACCAGAAAUUUCAAAGCCCGAGUUACCAAAGGUGCCUGAAAUUCCUAAACCGGAGCUACCAAAAGUGCCGGAGAUUCCUAAACCGGAGCUACCAAAGGUUCCUGAAAUUCCUAAACUGGAGCUACCAAAGGUGCCAGAAAUUCCUAAGCCCGAGAUGGCAAAGGUGCCAGAGAUUCCUAAGCCCGAGUUACCAAAGGUACCUGAGAUUCCAAAGCCCGAAUUACCAAAGGUACCGGAGAUUAAGAAACCAGAGCUUCCAAAGAUGCCGGAGAUUCCAAAGCCUGAGGCUCCUAAGUUACCAGAGAUUCAAAAACCUAAAAUGCCAACCAUUCCAGAGGUUCCAAAGCCUGAUGUACCGAAAGUUCCAGAGAUUCCAAAGCCAGAGCUACCAAAGAUGCCUGAAGUUCCCAAGUUGCCAGAAUUUCCAAAAGUUCCAGGAACUCACUGA
Messenger RNA from Eruca vesicaria subsp. sativa (arugula), 906 nucleotides. NCBI's taxonomy places the organism in Eukaryota, Viridiplantae, Streptophyta, Magnoliopsida, Brassicales, Brassicaceae. The record is from the annotation of a GenBank genome assembly.